Messenger RNA from Harpegnathos saltator (Jerdon's jumping ant), 3598 nucleotides. RefSeq names its product protein fem-1 homolog CG6966. The transcript has 8 exons. NCBI's taxonomy places the organism in Eukaryota, Metazoa, Arthropoda, Insecta, Hymenoptera, Formicidae. The coding region runs from base 587 to 2467 and encodes 626 amino acids. The record is from RefSeq and is a predicted model, not a curated record. Gene Ontology annotation, molecular function: protein binding.
GGACGGAGAGAAGCGCGAACAGCUGGCAACACUGACCGGCGAUUGAUCUUCGCGCGGUUGGCACAGCGAGCUCAGUCGCUGACGAACCGUCGAGCGGAGUGAGUUGUAGUAUACGACUUGUACGAGUUAUAAUAUCUGACGAGCGAGCGAGCUACGGACGGAAACAGCCGAGCGCGACCGCCCAUCUCUCUCGGUCCCUUUCACUGUAGGCCGACGAGAUUCUCUUUCUCUCUCUCUUUCGCGCGUCCGAGUGUACACAGCCAGCCGCGAUCGCGUCCCGUCCUCUCGUCUCUCUCUCUCUCUCUCUCUCUCUCUCGGCCUGCACCACUGCAAAACCGAGCGCUUUCGGCAACGUCUCUCUCGCCUCGCUGUCGAGGGAGCUGGGAUCACCGCCGAUCCUAAACGGACCUCUGUCUCUCUCUCUCUCUCUCUUUCUUUCUCUCUCUUUCUCUCUCUCGUACGAAGCGCGAAAGAUCGAGGGAAUACGUGUCACGGAGAGCAACGCGAGGCAAAUCAAGCAGUCAGCCAGCCAGCCAGCCAAGCCUGCAUCGCCGUCGCAUCGUGACGUAGGAAGGAGUAUGUGAAAAUGGAUUUUAAGAGCGUGGUGUACAACGCGGCAAGGGAUGGCAAGCUCAAACGUCUCAAGGUGUUUCUGGACCAUCGAGCCAAGGAUGAGGUAGGAAAACUGGUCGGCGCCAAAACCCAUGGCGCAACGCCGUUAGUCAUGGCGUGUCGGAACGGGCACUACGACGUCGCCGAGUAUCUCAUCGAAAAAUGUGGGGCGGACGUGGAGCAACCUGGGUCAGUGGUCUUCGACGGCGAAACGAUCGAGGGUGCGCCACCCUUGUGGUGUGCAGCCGCGGCUGGCCAUUUGGCAUUGGUGAAGUUGCUGGUGAAACGAGGCGCCAAGGUGAACUCGAUCACAAAGACGAACUCUACACCCCUCCGCGCCGCCUGCUUCGACGGACAUUACGACAUCGUCAAGUUUCUGGUGCAACACGGUGCAGAUAUCGAGAUGGCGAACCGACACGGGCACACGUGCCUGAUGAUCGCGUGCUACCGGGGUCACAUCAAAAUCGCAACGUUCCUACUCGCGCUGAAGGCGGACGCCAACCGUAAGUCCGUAAAGGGCAACACGGCGCUGCACGACUGCGCCGAGAGCGGAUCUCUGGAGAUACUGAAGGUGCUCGUGGAGCACGGCGCCCAGAUGGACGUAGACUCGUACGGGAUGACGCCACUCCUCGCGGCAGCAGUAACAGGUCACACGCAUAUCGUCGAGUACCUCAUAGGCAUGCCGCAUCUGUUCAGCAGGAAAGAACGCAUCGACGCGCUGGAAUUGCUCGGGGCCACGUACGUGGACAAAAAGAGGGACAUGAUAGGCGCCCUGCAGUUUUGGAAACGAGCCAUGAACGAACGAUAUCGAGGAGAUGGCCCGGUGAUAUCGAAACCCAAGUUCUCGCCGCUGGUAGCCGCUUACGACUUCGCCCGGGAGAUAUCCGAGCCCGAGGCGUUGGACGAGCUGCUCGCGGACCCGGAUGAGAUGCGAAUGCAGGCGCUGGUGAUCAGAGAGCGCAUACUGGGACCGGCCCACCCCGACACUAGUUACUACAUCCGAUAUAGAGGGGCGGUCUACGCGGACGCGGGUAAAUUCCGUCGCUGCAUCGAGCUGUGGAACUACGCGCUCGACAUGCAACAGAACAUGCUCGAGCCGUUGAAUCCUAUGACGCAAAGCUCUCUGUUCAGUUUUACGGAACUCUUCAGCUUCAUGGUGGGCGAAGAAGGCAGACAGACGACCAGAGGUCGCAGAGUACCGCCGGUACAACGGGAGGAGCUCUUGAGAGUCUUCGAGAAAGCCGUUAUGGAGGUGAAAAGAGGCAAGCAGAUGUUGGACAAGAUGCCCGUCUGCGAGCGCGACUUGACAUACUUGAACAGGGUCCUCGUCAUUACCCUGCACUUGGCAUGCUUGUUGACGCGCGAGACAGCGGAGGAGGGUAGCGACGAGUACGUCGCUUUGCACAAGCAGAUCUACGAGUUAGUCCGGAUAAAGGCCAAAGGCAAGCAGGGUCGCGAUGCACUGCAGCUGAUCCACAGCGAGGACGGCACCCUAGUCAGCAGGUAUCCCACUUGCAAGUUCCCGUCGCCUCACUUGACCAGAGCGCUGUUGAGAGUGGGCGCAGACGUGACCGCCCGCGACAACGACGGCAACACGGCGCUGCACUUGGCCGCGUUGUCGUGCCCAUGGCGACCGGACCUCGCGAUCGCCCUGCUCGACGCCGGCGCGCACUUGGACGCGGUCAACAAGAACCGCUGCACCUUCCAGAUGUUGCUGUGCGACAAGCGCAGGUACGACUCGAUUUACCCCAUCAAGUACACCACGCUGACCUGCUUGGCCGCGCGGGUGAUCAAGAGCACGCAGAGGGUCGUCAAAGUGCCCGCGCACCUCCGCGCCUUCGUCGACAUGCACUAGCAACAUCGAGACACGUGGCCCGCGCUCUCGCGCGACGUGAUUAGCCCCGAAAUGGCGGACCGCCGACUGAUCGUGAAAGGAAGAUGCAGUGGUAACAACAGUAUCAGCACCAGCAGCAAUGCAGAGAGCGACGGUGAUAAUUAUGGUUAACCCGAAUCCUCCGAUUCGUUCGUUCGUUCGUUCGUUCGUUCAUCCGUUUGUUUAAUCGCGUUCCCAUCGAAACUCGGCUUGCCGGUACGGAUGAUCUUUCUCUUGCGAAGUACAAUUUUCAUAACGACUUACUGUAAGGAAAAGAGCAGGCUCUCGAUACCGGAGAGAUCUCCCCUCUCCCUCACUCUCUCUUGACCGACGACUUCUCUCCGAAGGUCGAAGACGAAGGUCGGGCGUUUCGUCUCAAACGUGAAAUUUUCCUGCUGACAAAGUUUCUCCCCGUAAUUUUUACCGUUAAUUUAUAUCAAUUAACUCGUAACGAAUCCUUGUUGAUCGCAUAUUACUAGUUGAUAAAAAGCCGACGAGUUCGCGCGAAUUGCCCGUUCGACAAGAGAAAACAGAAAUUAAUUUUGCAGUGUCAAAUCGUACCGGAAGUCACGCUCGCACGACGGUUAGCUUCGCGCGACGGAGUCCUUCAAGUUCGUUUCUCGAAUGAAAUCGAUCAGUCUUUCUCUAACGAUCCUGCGCUCGUCAUUGUUUCUGGUUACGAGAUAAGUGAAUCGAUCGUCGCGCGAUGUAAAUUCUCGCUAGAGAUCAUUUUCUCUCUCUCUCUCUCUCUCUCUUUUACUCCCCCCCCCCGCUCCCUUCUUUCUUUGACUAUCUGGUAUCGGUGCGUAAUGAUUACAAGAGGACUCUGUGUCUCGGUGGAAAAAAAUGUAUUCAUUAAGAUGGAAAGUGUUAUUUCGAAAUUAAAAAACGCGAUAGCGGCAGCGGAGAUAAUGAACAUUGUGAUUCUAUGAUUACGAACUCGGCUACUUAAAGGCCUCUCCUGUAUACAUAAACCCCGCGCGCGCGAGCCAUAUUAUAUAAAUAUAUACAUACCACGUUGAAUAAAAAAACAUACACACACACCCACACACACAUAUACACAUACAUAUUCACACAUGCUUAGCGAUAACGUACAUAGUCUGUUUAAAAGAU